Messenger RNA from Cyprinodon variegatus (sheepshead minnow), 4888 nucleotides. It is a transcript of the gene dnmt3b, whose product is annotated as DNA (cytosine-5-)-methyltransferase 3 beta. Gene Ontology annotation, molecular function: DNA (cytosine-5-)-methyltransferase activity, acting on CpG substrates; DNA binding. Gene Ontology annotation, cellular component: nucleus. The coding region runs from base 273 to 4775 and encodes 1500 amino acids. The transcript is spliced from 24 exons. The record is from RefSeq and is a predicted model, not a curated record. Gene Ontology annotation, biological process: negative regulation of transcription by RNA polymerase II. Lineage: Eukaryota; Metazoa; Chordata; Actinopteri; Cyprinodontiformes; Cyprinodontidae.
UUCCAAAGGCCGACGGUCCUUUCAGGCAUCAGUUAAUAGUCUAAUGUGAUAAUUGUAAGAAGCCAGAUAUUUUUAGGGUCUCUUUGGGUUAUUUAGCGGGAAAAUUUUGUUGAAAUAUCGCUGUUGGGAAGCGGGAGGGUGCCCUCGGCGGAAGGAUACACCUCGGUGUUUUGGGAGUCGGAGGGAGGGAGCGAAGGAGGACCGAUCGGCGUGGAACCCGGUGAGCGUUCAUCCUGCCUCCUUCGCCUGGGAACAAAUAGCUGAAAAGAAGUAUGGAUUUUGAAAUGGCGGAAAAACAGAAGAGCUCUACUGUGAUCUGUUUAACAUCUGAUGAUGAGGAGGAGGAUGUGGUGUUUGUGUCAAACGAGCAGGGAUCUCAACAGAGCGAGACGUCGAUGAAGGAGAUGGAAAUCCAGAUACAGGAUAUCCGGAGCUUGCAGUCAGGAGAGGCUGCUGUGGAGGAAAAGAGUCCUGAAAAGGAUUUGGUGAAUUUCAUCAGAACUAACUUUGAUCAUGAAGUUUACUCUGCAGAUCCACAGGAUGUGAUGCAGGCUGUAACAGACAGGCCUUACUCUGUGUACCUGUAUGUAGGGGUGGAGCUGGGGGGAGGGAAGCGCGCUACCUUCCUGCUGAUCGGCUACUUUGAUGAUUGCUCAGGUAGGAGUGUGGUGAAGCUGCUGCACACUCUGCACAUGGGCAUUGACGGCGCUCAAAACCGGGACAUAGACGCCAUGGUGCAUGUUGUUUAUUCUGACGCUUGGCUUCUAGUCGAAGUCUUGAGAAAGUAUGAGCUUCCGCUGUACAACAUUGCCGCUUUUUACUGCAACGUUCCACAGCCGUACCUAACCCGGGUGAUUGUGACCAGGCUCCAGUCUUUCAGCCCAAAGUUAUUGUCCCUCUGCAGCAUCCCUGAGAUAGCAGAGAGAGCCUGCCAAGCUGGAAUCACGGCCUCCUUCAGCCAAGUUGUGGACCUGAUUACAGACAUCCAUCGCCAUUACACCAGAUGCCCUUCCGUUAAUGACAGUCUGAAAGAGGUGUUUGCUGACGCUGGGUCAUAUAACCCCCGUCUUCCACUCUCAGCACACUGUUUCUUCAUCACAUACAGCGUGCAGAAGAUGGCCGCUCACUGGCAGGAUUUGCAGGAAUAUUUUAAAUCCCUGAAAGAGACAAAGCCCUUGAACCGAAUCAAGAUCCAGCUGAUGGACGACGCAUUCAGACUUCAGUUUUUGUUCCUUUCCCACUCGUUGGAGCCACUCAGAGCCCUCCAAGAGCUACAGCAGGCGGGCAAAGCAGAUCUGAGCGGGGAGCUCCAGCUGGCUUUCAUUUUGCUGCAGUCCUACAUGGCCAGCAUCUACAAGCCGUCAGUGUCCAUUCCCUUCUUAAAGCAGGAGUUGACUUUGCCUCAAAGUGAGAAUCUGCUUCCAUUUUACGAGGUGAAUAUCGGCGUACAGGCUUUGGAACUGAUGAUGGUCUCCGGUUCCAAUAUCGAACAACAGGUCAAGAUUGGUUUCCUAAAGAAUGCCCAGACUUUCUACAAAGCAGCACUGUGGAGUCUGCUGGAGAGCAUUCCAGCUCCACUGUGUGAUGUCACAGUAAGGAAGAUUGGGAACAUGCUGAAAAAUCCAGAAAGCAUCAAUAAAGAUUUUCCUUGGGAAGGGUUGCCAAUGAUUGGUGCUCAGCUGGGUCUCUGCGCUGUCAGUGCUGCAGAGCAGGAACUGAAAGAAGGCUGCAACAUUUUAAAGAAGGAACAGAGAAAGCGUGAGGGAUGUAUUGGCUGGGUUACGGUAAGAUUUCUAACUUUUGAACUCUUUGGACUCCUCUAUAAAGACCCCAUAAAUGGGGUGAACAGUUCAGGGGACUCCCCUCCUUUAUCCCUCAACCUGCUUGUACAGCUGGCAUUGAUACAGGAGUGCGAGGCAUACAAGAACAUCAAAAUUAAUCCAAAUGUGGAGAAAACCCCCGCAGCCUCGCCGCAGGUUGAAAAAUUGGGGCAGGACUCGGGCACGGACCGGAGGACGCCACUUUUGCCGGAAAACUCUAACUACCAGAAAAGAAAAGUGACAGUGGAUCAGGAAUCAUCAGAGAAGGAGAACAGUCCUACAGGGAAGCUUUUAACUAAUAAAAAGCUGAAGCAUGGAGGAAGCAUGGAGGAAACGGACGAGACAGACAACUUCUCAGAUCUGGUGGAUUUUACAGAAGAGUCUAGACAGUCCUCUGCAGACCCGCCGAUGACCUCAGAAAGAGAUGGAAUCCAACAAGGAGAGUUUAUUUUCAUUGUGACAAGUGAUGAAGAGGAAGAGGGCUUGGAUUCAACAACCAUACUACCCGAUUCUGAAGAAUUUGCAGAAAAAUCAGUAGUUACUGUGGCGUCUCUGAAGCCAUUCGCAGGAUUCAGCCAGUACUUCUGUGCACACUCCUUUGCCACUCUGGUCACUUAUCGGGAGGCCAUCCUCUCAUCAUUGCAGGAGGCGGCACAGCGCUGUGGAAAGCGGUUUUCUGCUUUGCUUGACGACAGCGAAGAGCUCCUGAAGCAGAUGCUGGACUGGGCAUUCGGUGGCUUCCAACCAUCUGGUCCAGCUGGACUCAAACCCAGAAUAGGUGUGAUCCUGUCUUCUUUCUUGAAGAAAACAAUCUUUGCAGAUCUUGUUUCAGUAGUAGAACUUUACUCCAUCCUCCUCCUUCAAAGCUCACAAUGUCCCAGAAGACAACUGAGGGCCAAACCUCUGGAGGCGGCACAGCGCUGUGGAAAGCGGUUUUCUGCUUUGCUUGACGACAGCGAAGAGCUCCUGAAGCAGAUGCUGGACUGGGCAUUCGGUGGCUUCCAACCAUCUGGUCCAGCUGGACUCAAACCCAGAAUAGGCUUUGUUAAAACUUGCACUAAGCCAAAGGUGAAAAAGAAACUUUUUGGGAAAUCCAACCAAGCUCUUUCCCCCUCCAAGUCAGCAGUUGCUAUUUCAGACAUCACUAAAGCAUGUAGCGUGGUGGUCUCUCUUAAAAAAAUAUCGUUCACUCCCGGAGAUACUUCCUCCAGCUCCAAAACUAAUGGGGAUAAUGAACAGAAUUCUGCUGAAAAAAGCCUCAAAGAAGUGAAUCCAGUGAUGGGCAAGCAGGGAAAUGGAGGAUCCCAGGUGGAGACCGACAGGUUGGAUGAAGAGUGGGAGAAUGUGAAUAGCAGAAAGGAAAGGGGAGUUUCAGAGAGGCAAAGAGCGGCAAAGAGUGUAAAGAAGAGCCACCGCUGGUUAAAUGGAUUAGACGACGACGACACAUCACCUGACUUUGUUCCAUACAGGAAGAGAAGCUGCACCAAGUUGUACAAUAAGGUCAACCAGCCGAGCAGCGAGUACACGCAGCCAGACCAGAAGCACAGAGAGAUGGUUAUCAAGAUAAUCAUGGAAUCACAACUCGACAUUGAAGAUUUCUGUUUGUGUUGUGGGACCAAGGACAUAGAGAUUUUCCAUCCCCUUUUCAAAGGCGGCCUCUGCUUGAAGUGUAAAGAUAACUUCACAGAGACCCUGUAUCGCUAUGAUGAAGACGGAUACCAGUCCUACUGUACCAUCUGUUGCUAUGGGAUGGAGGUCAUACUAUGUGGGCAUGAUGGCUGCCACAGGUCUUACUGUGAAGACUGUCUGAACAUCCUUGCCGGCCCAGGGACCUUUGACUCACUUAAGGUCGUGGACCCAUGGGUCUGCUACCUCUGUCAGCCUCACCAGCCACAUGGUGCUCUGGUUCCCAGGGAUGACUGGAGAUUUCGUGUUCAAGAGUUAUUCGCCAACACAAGCGCCAUGGAGUUUGAGCCUCAUCGUGUCUACCCAUCCAUUCCCACUAAACUCCGCAGACCUCUCCGAGUUUUGUCUCUGUUCGAUGGCAUCGGGACGGGCUACCUGGUGCUGAAAGAUCUUGGCUUUAAGGUGGAAAAAUACAUCGCCUCCGAGAUUUGUGAGGAUUCCAUUGCUGUGGCAAGCAUCAACCAUGAUGGGAAGAUCAUUCAUGUUGGGGAUGUUCGAUUAAUCUCAGAUGAUGUGAUCCAGAAGUGGGGUCCGUUUGACUUGCUGAUAGGGGGGAGCCCGUGUAACGACCUCUCCAUUGUAAAUCCACUCAGGAAAGGCCUUUAUGAAGGCACCGGCAGACUCUUUUUUGAUUAUUACCGCAUCCUGCAGCUGCUAAAGCCCAAAGAGGACGACCCUCGGCCUUUCUUCUGGCUCUUUGAGAACGUCGUCUUCAUGAACACACACGACAAAGUCAACAUUUGCCGUUUCCUAGAGUGUAACCCUGUGCUGGUGGACGCAGUGAAAGUGAGCCCCGCAAACAGAGCUCGAUACUUCUGGGGAAACAUUCCUGGAAUGAGCCGGCCCAUCACAGCCUCCCAGAAGGACAAGUUGAACCUCCAGGAGUGUUUAGAGCUCGGCAGGGAAGCCAGGGUAACCAAAGUGAGAACAAUCACAACAAAGUCAAACUCCCUGAAGCAGGGGAAAAAUGUUUCUUUGCUGCCUGUCAUGGAUAAAGGAAAAGAAGACAUCCUCUGGAUCACUGAGGUGGAAAAAAUUUUUGGUUUCCCCAAACAUUACACCGAUGCAAGGAACAUGAACCGACAGCAGAGACAGAAGCUGCUGGGCAAGGCGUGGAGCGUACCAGUUAUCCGCCACCUCUUCGCCCCCCUGAAGGAGUACUUCGCCUGUGAGGAACUGCCUCCUGUAGCCACGCCGGAUGUCUCCACCUCCAGCUCCUCCGCCACCUCCUCGUCUCCUAACUCCCCAGACCUGCAGCAGCUGAGAUAAGGGAACUUGGAUGGGAUUGAGGGAUUUCAUAGGCACACAGCCUCCCAUACGGAGGUCCUAGGGGGCUUCCUACCUCACUGGUGUGGAGGCAAGAGCCCAGUCCGCGUAAAUAU